UACCUUCUCCCCAGUCUAACCUCUCCCCAACUUACCCCCUCCCCAAGCCUACCCCCUCCCCAGCCUGACCUCUCCCCAUCCUACUCCCUCCCCAGCCUACCCUCUCCCCCCACCUACUUACCUACCCCUAGUCUACCCUCCCCUCAGCCUCCCUCCCCCAGACUACUUCCUUCCCCAGCUUGACUUAUCCCAGGCCUUCCCUCUCCCCAGCACUCCCUUCUUCCUCCACCUACCUCUCACCUCCUCGGUUAUCUCUCUCCUAGCUUGCCCUCUUCCCCAGGCUGUAUCCUCCUCUCCCCACCCUGCUUUUCCUUACCUUGCAUACUCCCCAGCCUCCUCAUCCUCCCCCAGUCUCACUCUUCCCCAGUUUACCAUUCCCCUAACCUACUUCUGCCACUUCUUUCAUCUCUCCCCAACUUUGCCCUUUCCUCAACCUGCUAAUAUGCCUACUCCUCCUCCUCGUCCUCCUCCUCCUCCUCCUCCAGCCAUACCCCUCCCCCCAGUUCACCCCCAGGCUACCCCUCUUCCAGGUGAUCGUACGUCAGGCCUGCUCAUCCCUCAGCCUACUCAUCUACUAAGCUGAAAAUCCACUCCCCAGGCUGCUCGUCUCCCCAGCUUAUUCGUCUGUGUCCAAGCCUGUUCAUCCCCCAGCCUGCCCCUCCGCCAGCUUGCCUCUCCCCAGCUUCCACAUAUACCUAUUCGUCCUCCUCCUAGUCUUCCCCAACAUUACCUUAUCCUCCAACUUACUCAGCUCUCCCCUAGCCUGUCUGUUAAUCCCCAAGGUUGGUUAAUCCCAAGUCAAUUCCACUGGCAAGUCGGACAAUUAUCACUUCCUCUACCCUCUUAGUACCUUAAUCUACCUUCUCCUCCUCUUGGUCCCCUUUCUCACCUCACUGCCUACAGCCUCUUAAUUCCCCUGUCUACCUGUUCCCCAGACUAGUUCACCCCAGGGCAAUUCAACAAGUCAGGAACACUGUACUCAUAUCUGUCAAUACCAUAAUACAGCUUCUCUUCAGCCUAGUUCAUCCCCAGCUUAUCCCCGCGGCCUCCAGAUAGUUGUACCUCAGUCCGGCUUUGCGCUAGUCCUCUUCAUCUGCAGCCUGCCCUUUCACCCCGGCCCUUACGCAACACGAGGCACCAAUGACUGUGUUCCAUCCGUCACCCAACCAUAUACACAAACGGCACUCGACCUUUCCUUCCACUCAGUAACCCUUCCUCAUGUUACCCUUCCUCGCAGCCAGCCAGCCAGUCAGCCAACAUUCCGGUCAGCCACUUCACCAGCCAACCAAGACAUCUAGAUAGUUGCAAGUUCUCCAGUGAAGCAUCGAGUCUAGCUGCCUGGCCACCGCUCAGCUUAUCUCUUCCGCUACGUGACCUCAACGAUGGACCACGGCAAGAACUGACCCCCAGAAGCUCUCCCAGACCCCGCCACAAACACGAGCCGCCCCCCAGCUCCCCCUCACACUCCACGCCACACUCACGCCGAUAUUCGCUACCACUUGGAGCUGCAUCACCACUAAGAGCUCCACCACCACCACCACCAGUUUCAGCACCAGUUUCAUCACCUCCUCCAGAGGUUUGAUAUACAAGAGGCCAGGGCAGCAUUGUGUUACACCUCGCCUGGUUCUCGGUCCCCAGCCAGGCAGAAGGAUCUCCAUCAAGACCUCAAUGGAAGGGGACCACCACUAGGGCACCGAGGGACCACAAUCACCACAGGAGGCACCAAAGAGAUGCUGAUGAACCCUUUGGAGACACUUGAAGGACUGGGAUUUCACUGCUAAGACCACAAAGCACUCCUGUCUUCCUCUCCCUCCUCCUGUGACACAAAGACCUCUGACGGCACAAAAUGGAGGCUGAUAAGACAAUAUGAGACCCUUGAAAGUCCACUGCUGAGACCUUUAAUCGCCCCUCCCGUUUUCUCACUACUCAAGAAAAAGACCACGAGAGUCACCACAGAGGCUGCCAAGAAUAACGAAGACCUGAUAAGACCUCUCAGAAACCACAAUCUCCAUGGCAAGACCUUAAAGCAACUCUCUCUAUUCCUCCUCCUCCUCCUCCUUAGUAACCACAAGGCCUUUGAAAGACCCACAAGGCCUUUCAGAGACCCCUGUAACCCUGCCAAGACCUCUGAAUAGCCUUGUCUCUAUCUAUUUUUCCUCCUCCUCCUCCUCCUCCUCCUCCUCCUCCUCCUCCUCCUCCUCCUCCUCCUUCUCCUCCGCAAGAGUGCCAAUAUGGAGGACCCGCCCGUAGCGUGUCAGGGUCGACCUAACAUGAGAAAAAAUUAGCGACCGGCGUGUUAUCUCCCCGCUCCUUUCUUGUGGCGGCAUGUGGGCGUGGCUGUGGGCGGCGGCGAGCGUGUGGGCGUGGGCGGGGUCUGCCACGCCACCCGCCCCCUCCCGCAGCAGUAACGUAGUGGCGGAAGUCCCUGGCCUCGAUGUGGGUCCGUUGGUCGCUGUGAGUGUAGGAAGAGGCGACACAGCCACACUCCCCUGCCAGUACCCGCCACACCAGAAUGACACUGCCGAUUUAGUGCUCUGGUACCUCAACAACACCUCGAGGCCCUUCCUCAGCUUCGACGCCCGCACGGACCACAUUGACGGAUCAUCCAACGCCGUCCUCAGCAGGCGAAGCAGAAACGCCACCAACCAGCAGGCAUCCAGUCACAUCAGGCGGCGGAAAAGCAGAUCCGUCAGUAGAAGCAGGUGGAGCAGGAGCGUCAGCAGGGAAGCGGAGGGGCCUUUCAGCAGAUACAUGAGCCUGGAACCGCACGUCAGCAGGCACAGGAGGGAGGCGAUCAGCAGGUGUAAAUUCCAAGUCCUCAGCAGGUGUCGGGGGAGGCGCGGCAGCAGGAGAAGGAAGCAGCAGACAAGGAGAAACAGGAGGAAAAGCAGGAGCAUCACCCAUACCCGUAACACCAUUUGGGGACGACCACCACCACCACCGCCACCACCACCACCAACGAGGAACAGAUGGAGUAGAGCAGCUGUCAGCAAGCACAGGCGAACCACCACCACCACCAUCACCACCGCCACCACCACGGCAUCAGACGGCAAUAUAGACAGGAGAGCAAACGUGAUCAGCAACGGCGGAGUUGAGGGAGGGACCGGCGGCAGCAAUCACGCCAGCAGUGUCAGCAAAAGCAGCGACCAUGAGGGGGGGGUGAGCAAGGAGGAUUUGAGCAGCGGCAGGGUGCGGCUGGAGCGAGGCGGGUCGGUGCUGGUGGUGGAGAAAGUGACGCUGGAUGACACGGCUGAGUACCGCUGCCGUGUCCACUACCGACUGUCACCCACUUGGACCCAGCGCCUCCUCCUCAGUGUGCAAGAAACAGUGACGGGCCUCGAGAUCCUAGACUCCUCAGAGCGUCCGGUGCGCGCAGGAUCGGCCUUAGGACCCUUCACGGAGGGACACCACCUGAGGCUCUCCUGCAGGGCCCAACACGGAGGCGCGAAGGUGGAGUCCUUGGUGUGGCUGGUGGACGGGGUGAAGCAUGAGUCCUCGUGGGCGGUGGGCGGCGCGGGCGUAGUUAACAACGUGCUAGAGAUUGGCAACCUGUCCCCUCACCACCACCACGCCCGCCUCACCUGCCGCCUCACCACACACGCCCACAAACACGUCGCGGCCAACAUCACCGACGUGUCUGUCACCGUCACUAUGUACCAUGUGCCUGAAGCCAAGAUCACUGUGGAGGGAGGUCAGGUGGUGAGGAGCGAGGAGGGGGGUCACAUGGCCACCGAGGGGAGCGAUGUGACCUUUCUUUGCACCGUGACAGCCCAUCCCCCCGCCUACAACGUGACCUGGCUCCACAAUGGGAAAGUUGUGGGCGAGGGAGGACGCAGGUGGCGGAAGGACGAGAGGCGGCUACAGGUGGCCCCGGUGAGGAGGGAAGACGCCGGACUCUACACCUGCCUCGCAUCGAACUCAGAGGGCGAUGGACACUCCAACGCCCUCCUUCUGCGCGUUGCCCGUCCGCCGCAGUGCCGUGAAGCAGGGGAGAAGCGAGUGAGAGCCGCCGUCAACGCCUCCGUCACCCUCUCCUGCACCAUGGACGCCUUACCCGCCAACCUCACCUUCACCUGGACGCAGACACUCCCCCCGCCUGACCCCGCGACCCCACACCUACGCGGCGGGGUCAUAACAGGCGAAGGACCCCCGCUCCGCCACCCCGAACUGAUUGAUCUCACCCCCGGACACCCGCAGGAGGGGGAGGAAGGGGAGGAAGGGGUCGGGAAGGGGAAGAUCCUGCCCCAUCAGAUCAGCCCCACGGACCCCCUCACCUCCACCGUGGCCCUUCCCGCCCUCGCGCCCGCCCACGUGUUUUGCUACGCCAGGAAUUCGGUGGGACGGACGACCAUUCCCUGUUCCUUCACCCUGACUCUUGUGGAACCGCCUCAGCCAAUCCGGGACUGCAACGUCACCAUCAUCGGCGUGACCCGGCUGGAGGUCAAGUGUCACGAUCUGGCGCCCAAGGAACGUGACCCCGACCACCUGACGCAGCUCAACCUCGACCCUGACCUCAGCUACGUUAGGUCACCCGAGGUCAAGCCCAGCGCUAAUAUGGAGGUGUGGUCUGAGGGGACGCUGGUGGCCAACGUGAGCAGUCUCCGGCCUGAGAUGAGCGUGAGUGGCCUGCCCCCCAACACGCCAUACAGGUUACUCCUCUACGCGAUAACCCCCGAGGCGCGCUCUGCCCCCCUCGUCCUCCACGUCCGCACGGGACGCCCCCUUCAUCACGCCACGGAUCACCCGAGAAUGGCGCCUGACCCCGGAUCGGUGCCCCAGCACGAACCGGAGGGAGGGGACAUCACGGGGGGCGGCGGCGGACCAGGGGGGCUAUGGGAGAACCUAGGGGGGGUGGGGGGUAUCGUGGGGGGGCUUCUGGGGGGGAUGGGCGUGGUGAUGCUGCUGCUGACGAUAGUGGUAGUGAUGGUGAGGCAGAGGAGGCAGCGGCACGUAGAAGGGAGUGUGGUGGGGGGUGAUGGGGGCGGGGGAGGGAGGGGGGCGGACGUUCCUAGUCAUGACCCCCCCUCCCGCUCCCUCGCACGUGACCCCCACUCCGCCAGUCACUCCAGCCUCAACGCGGACCCUCGAGACUCAGGUUUUAAAUGCAUCCCUAGUGUACUGCGUGAGGGCCGGGGAGGGGAGACCGGCGGACCCCUGGCAAGAGACCUCCCUCACUCCCCUCGUGGCUCACUCCAUCCCCCUCACCCCGCCCCCCGGACACCAGAUGUCGCCGGGGCCGCCGCAGGACACUCUGGCAGGUGACAUCAAGUGAGGCAGGUGUGACGCUCCCCCCACCUGGAUGACGUCACGGGAAGGCUGGCGUAAGAUGCGUCACCAGGAUGUGUGGCAGGGAAAGUCACCCAAAAGCUCCCCCUUCACCACCCACUCCGUGCUGUACGUGGGCAUGGUGGACGGGCAUCACGACCUCGCUGCCUCCGUGUCCCCCUGAACGAGUGGAACAGUGGCGGGACUACAUGUGUCACCGGGUAAUGAGGAGGAAAAGUCACCAACCACCCGACUCACCAACCGGCUCGUACUCCAUGUGAAAGGUGAUGGAAGGGUAUUAAGACCUGGCUGCUUCUGUGCCCCCCCUGAACGAGUGGAACGGUAGCUUAACAACUUGCGUCGCCAGGUAUUGAGGAAGGGAAAGUCACCAACCACCCGACUCACCAACCUCCUCGUACUCCAUGUGGAAGGUGGUGGAAGGGUAUUAAGACCUGGCUGCUUCUGUGCCCCCCUGAACGAGUGGAACGGUAGCUUAACAACGUGCGUCGCCAGGUACUGAAGAAGAGAAAGUCACCAAUCACCCGACUCUGUACUUUUAUGUGGAGGUGGAGAAAAGGCAUCACGAUCUGGCUUCAGCAGUCUCCUGAGCGAAGGAAAAUGUGGAUGUGUGACGGAACUACAUGGAUCACCAGGUUUUGAGGAAGUGAAAGUCACCACCCACCCGACUCACCACUCGUUUUGUGCUCUUACGUGGAGGUGGUGAAAGGGUAUCAAGAUCUGGCUUCACCAAUCUCCUGAACAAGUGAAACUGUGUAAGUGUAACGUAACUCUAUACAGCACGUCAGCGGGUGAUCUUGAUUCUGGGACAGUCUUACCAAACACACCAUUCAUAACACUGCCUAAGAACUCUAUCUGGGAAUGGCGGAAGGGUACCACGAUCUCAACGCUUCGAACUCCCCUUCCGAACGAGUGACACUGUGGCAUAACUACCACAAUGCGUCGCCCAGGUAAUGAGGAAGGGAAACUCUCCUGUCACCUCACUCGUCCCUCUCCGAACUCUAUGGAAUGAGGGGCGUGGAAUGGCCUCAGGGUCUGGCUGCAUCCCUCUCCCCCUGAAUGACCGAAACUGACUCUGAGCUUCUCAUGAUACCUCUCACUCCACUACGAACCAUUGUGAAACGUGUCGAAACUUUGAACCUUUUGUGUGACAUCCUCUGUAUAGCUCCGUUCUUUCUCUCUCUCUCUCUCUCUCUCUCUCUCUCUCUCUCUCUCUCUCUCUUCAUUCAUUUUCCCCUCCCUUCCGUCUUUUCUCUCUGUCUUCCAUAUUCUCCACUACUUCCUCUUUUUCUUCCUUGUCCAAUCCCCUUCCCCUUCUCCUCCUCCUCCUCCUCCUCCCUACCAAUUCUCGUGAGCUUUCAAAAUCUGUGAACAUCUCUGGAUAUCUCUAAAGAAAAUACCUUUAUAAACCUCAUGUGGUGUUAUGUAAUAUAUAUAUACACAUUAUUAUUUUUAUUGUUUUGUAAUAAAGGUUCUUUACAUAUUUAG
Messenger RNA from Eriocheir sinensis (Chinese mitten crab), 6771 nucleotides. RefSeq lists its product as uncharacterized. The transcript is spliced from 15 exons. Lineage: Eukaryota; Metazoa; Arthropoda; Malacostraca; Decapoda; Varunidae. The record is from RefSeq and is a predicted model, not a curated record. Bases 2326 to 5262 code for a protein of 978 amino acids.